This is a messenger RNA of Musa acuminata subsp. malaccensis (wild Malaysian banana), 1137 nucleotides long. RefSeq lists its product as uncharacterized. Lineage: Eukaryota; Viridiplantae; Streptophyta; Magnoliopsida; Zingiberales; Musaceae. The record is from RefSeq and is a predicted model, not a curated record.
GCGUCACGACUCGAGGAACGGCACGGUAGGUUUCUUUCUCUUUUUUGCUCUGUUUCAUGUCGACAGCAACAGGCGCCAGCAACGAUCCUAUGCGCACCGAGGGCGAUGGAGGCGCCGCCGGCUUACUUGCUGCCGAGGCAGACAAUGUUGGGGAGCACGGCGGCUUCCCGUGGAUGCGGGUGUUGGUGCUCGCUAUCCUCACCUUCAACUUCCUGCUGGCCUUGUACCGAUCCACGGACGACCCCGGGAAUGCCGCCUUCGUCGUCGCAUCGUACGCGGACUUGAUCUCGCUCUUCUACUGCCUCCGCCUCUUCGAGAGAACCCCCGAGGCGGCAGUCCAGAUGAGGAAGAACCUCAAGAAGGCGGUGUGGUGCCUCUCAGCUUUGCUCGUAGCCAUGUUCAGCUACCGCGUGGCCGCCGUCAUGCCACCGGCCGUGGCGGUCAUCGUCUGGUGCAUGGCGGGGUUCACUGUCUCCGGCAGCUUCUGCGCACUGUUCGUCUUCGACAGCGAUGGUUACGGCGACACGGAUGGCUGUGAAAAGAAGCACUUGACGGCAUGAUGCGGGCUCUUGAGGUGAAGUCUCGAAACUGACCAUUUACCCUCCAACGAUGGGUGCACCGAAUGAAGAAAAUGAGAAAACUAGUUCAGAUGGUCGCUGCACGUGAGACCUAACUUGGACUCUCAGAGCAGAGCUGAAUAGAACAAAUGAUGUGCUACACGCGGAGGUUAUAUAGACCAGAUGAUGUCUGGACCAGAGAAAUAUGAGUAGACGGGAUCGGGCCUUUUCCUCCUCUUCUCUUCUUCACCAAAUUCUACUCUCUCUCUCUCUCUCUCUAGACAUAACUUCGACUCUCAGAACAGAGCUGAAUAGACCAAAUGAUGUGCCAUACUCGGAGGUUAUAUAGAUCAAAUGAUGCCUGGACCAGAGAAAUAUGAGUAGACGGGAUCGGGCCUUUUCCUCCUCUUUCCCUUCUUCACCAAAGUCUACUCUCUCUCUCUCUCUCAUGUUCAUAACUUCCUAUUUCUUCCUUUUUCCUAUGUUCAGCACUUCCUAUUCUCCCCAUUUCCGCCCAAAAUAUUAGCACUUUUACUAAUAUAUUUAAUGCCAAGGAACGAUUGUGCAGUUUUUUUAUGAA